AAACCGUCUAUGUCGGGCGAACUUUGUGUAAUUUCUGCUUUUUCGCUGUUGAAAGCCUUUUAGGCUUCAAAGCGCGGCAAAAAUGGUGGAAAAUGGCUAUGAGAACACGAAACUGAUUCACCACGAGCUGAAAAACGCUAAUUUGACAGCUCAUGAAGACGAAAAGGUUGGACUGGAGAAUUUUGAGCUUCUCAAAGUUCUUGGAACGGGAGCAUAUGGAAAAGUUUUUCUCGUUCGUAAAAGAGGUGGCUACUUCACCGGGAACCUAUACGCCAUGAAAGUGCUGAAAAAGGCUACGAUCGUUCAGAAAGCGAAGACAGCUGAACAUACUCGCACUGAGCGACAAGUCCUGGAAGCAGUUCGCCGGUGUCCAUUUCUUGUCACAUUACACUGGGCUUUUCAAACAGAAUCAAAACUACAUUUGAUAAUGGAUUAUGUGAAUGGAGGCGAACUUUUCACCCACUUGUAUCAACGAGAGAAGUUCACAGAAGACGAAGUUAGAAUAUACAUUGGAGAAAUUAUUAUUGCUAUCGAACAUCUUCAUAGGCUCGGUAUAAUUUACCGUGACAUCAAAUUAGAGAACAUCCUAUUGGACUCUGAUGGGCAUGUGGUGAUCACAGACUUUGGGCUGAGCAAGGAGUUUUCAGCGCCUAACUCGGGCGAGAGAGCUUAUUCAUUCUGUGGAACAAUUGAGUACAUGGCCCCUGAAGUUGUCAAAGGUGGUAGUAGAGGGCAUGAUAAGGCAGUGGACUGGUGGAGUCUGGGUGUUCUCAUGUAUGAAUUGCUCACGGGAGCCUCACCUUUUACUGUUGAUGGCGAGAAAAAUAGUCAGUCUGAGAUUUCUAAACGAAUUCUGUAUAACAACCCGCCCAUGCCAGCAGACAUUUCAAGAGAAGUUGUGGAUUUACUUCUGAAGCUUUUGCAGAAAGAUCCAAAAGUGCGACUCGGAGCAAAGGGAGCCCAAGACAUAAAGGAUCAUCCUUUCUUCAAGGUUGAUGCAAUUGAUUGGGGGCUGCUGGCUGAGAGGAAGAUUGCUGCUCCCUUUAAACCUCGCAUUGGAUUUGAAACUGAUGUGAGUAACUUUGCAGAAGAAUUCACAGACAUGGUCCCCACAUAUUCACCAGCAGCCAUACCUAAGACUGCGGAUAGAAUUUUCAAGGGUUAUUCAUUUGUAGCACCCUCAAUAAUAUUUGGAGAAAAUGAAUUUACCAAGCGUCUGGUGGCAAACAAACCCUCAGAGCACAGACCAGCUCCAGGUGCUGUAGAUUAUGCAGCUUUAUUUGAGGAUUCUCCUUUUUUUCGAAACUAUGCUAUUAGUGAUGAAGUUCUUGGUGAUGGAAGUUUUUCAACUUGUAGAAAAUGUGUCCACAUUAGAACUAGGGUUGCGUAUGCAGUGAAAGUUGUGAGCAGAAGGCGUGAUCAUAUCCGGGAAGAACAGUCUCUAAGAAUCUGUCAAGGUCAUCCUAAUAUUGUGCGACUGCAGGAGGUGUUUCAGGAUGAUUUCCAUACCUAUUUAGUUUUGGAAUUACUUGGAGGUGGAGAGCUCUUGGAAAGAAUACGGAAAAAGAAAAAUUUUUGUGAAGUGGAAGCAAGCAACAUAAUUAGAAAAUUAGCCUCCGCUGUGGAAUUCAUGCAUGGCCGAGGAGUUGUACAUAGAGAUUUAAAACCUGAGAACUUACUGUUUGUAGAUAAUUCAGAGGAUGCAGAACUAAAAAUUGUGGACUUUGGCUUUGCAAGACUUAAGCCAGAAAAUCAACCCUUAAGGACGCCUUGCUUCACGGCGGCUUAUGCUGCACCUGAAGUAAUCAGCCAAACUAUGAACAGAAGUGGCUAUGAUGAAUCAUGCGACUUAUGGAGUCUUGGAGUUAUAAUGUACACCAUGUUGUCCGGUCAGGUACCAUUCCAGAGCAGUCGUAGCUUUAGAUCUUCAGAUUUCAUCAUGCAAAGAAUAACACAUGGUGACAUCAGAUUUGAAGGGCAGCAGUGGGAGUCAAUAUCACCAGCUGCAAAAGACCUCAUCAAAGGGCUUUUAACAGUGGAUCCAAGCAAGAGAUUAAAAAUUAGAGAAGUUGUGAACCACGAGUGGCUUAGGGGUGGUACAUGUCUGCCCCAUACCCCUCUCAUGACCCCAGGAAUUUUGGGCAAAGGACAUAAAAGGACUUACGUGGAGUCUGCAUUAAAUGUAACAUAUGAUGCUUUUAACAGAGCACAUAAGGAGGGAUUUACCUUAAUGGAUGUGCAACAAGCGCCACUUGCCAAGAGACGGAAAAAGAACAAGACAACGUCAACAGAGAGUAGGUCUACCACAAGUAGUGAUCUAAGCAACAGUGGAGGAACAUCCCCCUUAUUAAAUCCAAGAUGACACUGGUCACUCAAAUGGUAAAUUUUUUUUGAAUAAUUUCGAACUUGUUACAAAUGGAGAAAAACUGUAGAUAUGGCACACUGUGAGUGAUGCAAAUACCGUGUAAGAAUGAAUGAAUUGCAGUUUGUAUGACUGAUAGUAUAAUUUGUUAAUAAAAUAUUUUAAGAAUAAUAGCAAUAUUAAGUUCACUUGGAAAUGUAGUUUGAAGGUGGAUGUUAAACAAUUUGCUGUUGUGGUGAGAAUGAAAUUUUAUAAUUUAUUGUGUGAUAUGAGUUUUUGUAGUGCACAAGGUUGCAUUUUAACAAUUUUUUUUUAGAAAACACACUCAAAUAAUUUGCAAUACAUAAUGACAAGAUUUUGGGGUACUUUAUAAUUACUAGUCAAGAUUGGUUGGGGACACAAAUUUCUUAAAAUUGUAGUGUAUAUAACAGUAAGUUAUUAUUUCUUGUAAUAGGACUGAAAGUAAUGUUACAAUGGCAUCCAUUGGAAUCCUCAUUAUAAUAGUUAUUAGUAAUACUUGUUCUUAUGACUAUGCUGUAUGUCCAUAUAAAAGCUCUUGUCAAGAUUUUUUUUUUCAAAUAAAUGUUUGGGUGCACAGUAGAGCAAAAAAUUAUAUAGAGGUAUUGUAGUUGACCUGAAAGUUAUGACUCACCAACUGGUAGAAAUUGCUAGCCUUCUCCCUCUCUUCAGAAGUUCUUGAAAUGGAAUUCUUACCCUUUCCUGCCCAAGGGAAAUGCCAAAUUUUUUCUAAAAUGAGAGUAAUGAACCACAAGAUAUAGACCAUGUAUAAGAUAUCAUUUUAUAGGUUUUUUUGGGGUGCAUGCUAUUAAGGACACCAACAGAUGUAGAGGAGGUAACUGAAAGACUGUCUGAGAAGUGUCCAAAGUGUAGAAUAAAAAACCUUGACAUUUUU
Messenger RNA from Pocillopora damicornis (cauliflower coral), 3275 nucleotides. Its product is annotated as ribosomal protein S6 kinase alpha-5. Gene Ontology annotation, molecular function: magnesium ion binding; ATP binding; protein serine/threonine kinase activity. Gene Ontology annotation, biological process: protein phosphorylation; intracellular signal transduction. Lineage: Eukaryota; Metazoa; Cnidaria; Anthozoa; Scleractinia; Pocilloporidae. The record is from RefSeq and is a predicted model, not a curated record.